Messenger RNA from Rotaria sp. Silwood1, 3536 nucleotides. Lineage: Eukaryota; Metazoa; Rotifera; Eurotatoria; Philodinida; Philodinidae. The record is from the annotation of a GenBank genome assembly.
AUGCUGCCAACACAAGAAAAUAUAGCCAUACAAACGGAUAUAUUACCAACACAAAACAUAGGACAUCUAGACCACAACCAACCACAAGUAUAUUCGAUACUGUCUGGUUCUAAUAGUUCUUCAUCAAUAAAAAAGCCUCGUCGAAAAAAGACAACGAAAUUAGAGGAAACUAUCCCCGUGAUGAUUAAUCCACAGAUAACAAGAACACCUACUGGUGUCACUUUUGGUAUGCCUCAUCAUCGUAAUAAUUCAAUGACAUUACCAGAAUCUAUACCACCCUUCGUAUCCACACGUCUUAUAAAUGGUCAUACGCUUCCUUUUAGAGUUUUUAUAGAACAUGAUUCCUAUGAUGCAAAUAAUAAUAUCAAUAAUAAUCAUAUUUCAUCACUUUCUAUGCCUUUAAAUUCAUCAGUAUCAGUUCAAACUGAACAAAAUCCUCCAUGUUUCAAUGAUUCCGUGCCAGUCACUAAUUCAAAUUCGAUGUCCCAAAUGGUUUUAGAAUCACAGCUAUUCGGAUUGAACCGAGUACCAAACAAUAGAACUGACGAAAGAACAGCAUCAGUAUGUUCAAGGCAGUCAAAUGAAUAUAAACAUCUUAAUCCAUCAUUUACAUACAAACGUCAAGGGUCUCCGAUUACUCAUUCCCACACUAUUUCAUCAUCAUCAUCUUCCAUAUCUGCAUCUACUACUAUUGCACCUACAAGAACAAAGAACAAAUAUACCAAAAGACUAGAUUCUCGAACUCCUAUCGAACAGUUACACCCUACACAACACACCUCUUCAUGUCUAACUACUUUUACACGGUCUACAACUUUCAAUGGUUUGCCAUCUAUAAUACCAACAUCUGUAACUGCAACACCGAUUAAUUCUGACGAACCUCCGUUUUCAAUGGACAUAUCAACAACAACGAAUUUCAUACCAUUAACACCACCUGCUUCGAUAAGUUCAAUAAAAUCUCCACCGACUAACAUUAAUAAUGAGUAUUCAUUAAUACCAGUUCAAAAAAAUUUAUUAUCACAGACUACAAAUAAUAUUGCGGAUGUAAACUCAAUACCGAAACAAUACUUUCAUGACCAAGGAUUUUCUCAUAUGCAAAACACAAUUAAUAAUUCAUAUACAAAUAGUUUGCCAUACAAUUUACGUCGUUUAUUAGCUGCUAAUAAUCAGCAAUACUGUAUGGUUCCUUCUGACUUAAUACCUACAAACAUUCUACCAAUGACAUGUACUUCUAUUUUACCUGGAACUAUCACUACUACUCCUUCAAUAUUUAUACCAUCUGAGAUAAAAAAGGAAAAGAAAAAAUGCGUCCGAAAAACUAAAGUUAUGCAAAAUCCUCUAGUGGAAAUUUCAACUCAUGAAAAAUCUGUGACUUCUAAAUCAUUAACAACAGCCAUAUCUAUGACUACUAAAGAAAGAAAACAUAAAUAUUCAAGUCAGAAAGAUAUACGAACAAAAAAACAAUUACGACGUUUUGCACGUCGACAUCGAUUGGCUGUUUUGAAGUUCAUGAUGCGAAAGCGAAAACAACAAAAACAAGAACGAAUCUCAAUACAAAAGCUUCCUGAUGUCAAAACAGAACAAGUUGUACCGAAAUUAGUCAGCACUCACAUGGUAAAUUCAGACAACGCUGAGCCACAUUUACCAGAUAUUAUUGCACCAAGUUUGAAAAUUUCCUUUGAUGCAACUCAAAAUAUCGAAUCGAUUUCUCUUUAUUAUCAUCGCCGGCAUAAACAUGACAUUACGAGUAAGAGUUCUUCAAGUGCAUUGAGUAACAGCGACAAUAAACUGAGUUUAUUGAUUGAAGCAGUCGAACUCAUCGAAACUUUGCAUGGCAACUUGAAACACGUACUACCUUCAGAUAAAUAAAUAACGCAAUAUUAAGAAAACUUAUCCAUAGUUUUUAAUGGUUCAAAUUUUGUUUGAUCUUAAAUCAAGAAAAUUUUAUUUCAUGCGUGCACAUUUCCCAGAAUCAAAAAACAGAUAAUUAUUAUCUUUCAUAUUUUGUGAUCGUAGAGUUUUAAAUUAGACUUAAUUUAUUUCGACGAUAAAUAUCGUUUUUGUUGGAUCAACGACUAAACAUUGUACAAUAUCCAUCAUUCAUAGAGAGUACUGAAAGAUCGUGAUUCAAUUGAACUUGUAUACAAAAAAAUCAAUACUUAUGGAUAUACAUAAGUUCAAAAAUAGUAAGAAAAAACAUCGAAAUAUCCUUAGGAAAACAUGAAAAAAAUCCAUUUUGAAAUAUUAUACUAAACGAACUGGAACUCAUAUCGUAUGUAUCCAUCCAUGUAGAAUAGUAGACGAAAAAAAUAACCAGAAAAUAUAAUAUAGACCAACAUGGUAUGCAAGUCUAAAAGAAUCAAUGAAUAAUUUUAUAUUCGGUGAUUUUGACUACUAAAAAACGAUAUAAUCAUUGUACUAUCGAGUAGGUAGUUUUUUUUUUCAAAAUCUAAAAAUAUAAUAUUUCAUCAAGUAGUAGUUUUCAUGUGUAUCAAAUAUUUCUGAGCUCAUGUCAUUCAGCAGUGCAAGAUUUGUAUAUCAUAAAGCUAACUCAGCACGAGAGAUUUUAUUCUGCGACUUCGGUGACCUACAGAAUUUUUAUUUUUGAGACUUUUCUGAUGGAGUUUUUUCUGUCUGAUAAAGUUGUUCUUGCAAAUUUCCACUAAGCGAAGAGCUUUAUUGGAAACUCUUAGCCCUCAAACAAGCCUUAACAAACUCCUAGAGUGUAGCUAAUUUAGAAUAGGAGUUUAUACUCUCUUUUAAGAGAGGGUCCGCGAGAAGACCACCCUACUCUCCAUAGAGGUCGGCGGGGAAAAAAAUUUUUUUUUCGAUUUUAUUUUCUUAAAUGAUAGGUCUAGAUAAACUAUACUUAAAUCCAAAAUAUUAGGCCAUUUGGUUUUACCUAUGAAAAAUGCCACCUAAAACAAGUUUGAGGGGGUCAAAAUUGACCCUAAAAAGUCACUAAAAUUGGGUGUGGUCAGUAUUUUGGCAAUUUCUCAUGAAUGGUUUGACCGUUUGAGAUCAGACACCUCUCAUUAGAUAGAGAACAGUAUAGGCUACAAAUUUAUCCUAUUUUGAUGAUUCAUAUCUGGGAUAAAAGAAACGCUAUAGAUCAAAAACCUUCAAAAUUUCAAGAAAUCCUACACUCUGAGAUAGCAGUAUUUUGGGCUUUUCUUGAGUGGUACAAGCGAUACUAAACUUCUUUUUUUACCAGACAUAGAUCUUGUCAAGAUACAUCUUUUUGACAUUAAAUUGUCAAGACAAAAAAACUCGGGAGCCAAGUUAGCAUGGACCACACUGUGGCCUGUUCUACCUAGUCAGCAUUGAUCCUACCCCACAAAGACAUACAAUUUCUACAAAAAUCACGAAAAUGGACUUCAGAUUCGUGUUCAGCUUGAAAAACUAGGCUAGAUAGGUUAUUUUAGAUUGAUUCCUUAUUUGUACCAAAUGUGCUGAAGAUCAUGGGUCCACCUCAUGGAUAUAUGAUCGAUAUAUGCCACGGUAUUUUGAUAAUAAUUCACCAAUAUUCAUAGCUAUCG